AUGGGUGUAGUGAGAGGGAUUCUGGUGGAGUCCGAUUUACUGAUAUCUCCCUCCGCCGGCGAUGCAAACGGAGAUGCCAUCCUCCGUCCCGGCGCCGAUCUACUGCUGCGCAGGCUUCGCUACUCCAAAAUCCCAUUCGGCAUAUCCCAUGAACCAGGUCUUUCUAGGCCAAAAGAAUGUCUUAUGCAAGAGCUGGCUAAUACCUACUCCUGCACUAACGUCUGCUUAUCACCAGAGGAUGAUCUUUCUAGUAAGGUUGCUCAUAUCUGGGAGGACAAUGAAGGAACUUUCAUUUAUGUCGUAAGUGGUUGCAAAGCGGAUAUAUAUCACAAAGAGGCUGGAAAUGGCUGGUCGAAGGUUAUAGUGGAUCCCGGAUAUGAUGUUGCAACUGGGACAUCAAACAUCUUUAUUCAGAAACUUGAAGAGCUGCUGUUGUUGAUCUGCAGUUUGAAUAAAAAGGCAAUUGAUGGAGAGGGCUUGAUAGUGGGAUACGUGAUGAAGCCUUCUCGAGAAGAAGAUUUUGCAAAGAGAGGCGCCUUUCCAUUGCGUCCAACACAAAAUGGGUUGAUGUUUUUGCCCCUUCAAUAUGAACUUCCCUUAUCACGCCAGUUAAAACUAGUUGAUGCAGUUCUUCAUAAGGCAACAGAUGAAAUCUUGGCUGUUGACAUGUGUAGUCCUUCAGAAUUAAGUGAAAAAGUCGCGUUUACAAGUAAUCUACAAGAGUUGCAAAAGUGUAUGAAAUCACAGCCUGUUUGUUGCGUAAUCGACCCAAUUAGUAACAUAUCCCCUAUACUUGAUCGUCUGGAAGUCCAGCAGAUUCUAAUUGGCUUGGAAGCUCUCAACAUCCAUGGCCGUUCGAAAAUAAGAGCUCCGCAUUUUCUCAAGGUUGAUAGCUUCCAUCAGCCGUAUUUGGAGCAGAGGCUAGCAGAAGCAAAGUUGUCUUUACCUAAUAUAGUGAAACCUCAAGUUGCAUGUGGUGUAUCUAAUGCUCACAGUAUGGCAAUUGUUUUUAAAAUGGACCAAUACAAGGAUCUCAAUGUUCCUCUUCCAGCAGUUGUUCAGGAAUAUGUUGAUCAUUCAUCUUUGAUUUACAAAUUCUAUGCCUUGGGCAGCAAGGUCUUUUAUGCAGUAAAAAAGUCGAUUCCCAAUACUGAUAUCUUAAUGAACUUAUUUGCGGACAAGGGAUCGAAACCUUUACACUUUGACAGCCUAAAAUCUCUACCUGUUGCUACAGAACAACUCAGUGCUGGUAACCAUCAGCUUGAACUUGAUCUUGUUAAUGAUGCUGCCAAUUGGCUUAGAAGAACACUCGACCUUACAAUAUUCGGCUUUGAUGUUGUUAUUCAAGAAGGCACUGGCGACCAUGUAAUUGUAGACGUGAAUUACCUGCCAUCCUUCAAGGAAGUUGCUGAUGGUGUUGCUCUACCUGCCUUUUGGGAUGCUUUGAAGGAAAAGAUAGUUUCUGAAAAGGAUAAACAAUCCAAUGAAAGUGAAAUCUCUUAA
This is a messenger RNA of Striga hermonthica, 1503 nucleotides long. NCBI's taxonomy places the organism in Eukaryota, Viridiplantae, Streptophyta, Magnoliopsida, Lamiales, Orobanchaceae. The record is from the annotation of a GenBank genome assembly.